GUUAGUGGUUAAGAUUUAUGUGAACAACGUUCGGCGCAUGUACCAGUUUUAAGUUGUGCCUAAGAGAGCGCGCGCGCCUUCCGUCGAAGCCUUCAAAGAAGCAUGUCAGCUGGAAUGUCAAUAAAUGAUUACUACAGGGGCAAGGGUGUCCUCCUAACGGGCGGUUCGGGGUUUAUGGGCAAAGUGUUAGUUGAGAAACUCCUGUACAGUGUUCCAGACAUUGGCAACAUUUAUAUUCUCAUGCGUCCGAAGAGGGGAAAGUCUGUCAAUCAACGAAUAGAGGAGUUGCAAAGAUUACCUCUCUUCGACCGCAUCAGGAAUGAACGUCCAUCAGCUUUCAAGAAGAUUAAGGUUCUCCAAGGCGAUGUGUUGUUCGAGAACUUCGGUCUGUCAGAUAUGGAUAUAGAGAAAUUGUCUGACGAGAUAUCUUUGGUAUUCCAUUUUGCUGCAACUCUUAGACUGGAGGCGCCACUUAAAGACAACGUCAACAUGAACACAUGCGGUACCCAAAGGACCCUGAAUGUCGCGAAGAGACUUAAAAAAGUAGAAGUCUUUGUUCAUCUUUCGACCGCUUUCUGCUACCCGGAUUACAAGGUUCUCGAGGAAAAGAUACACCCGCCGACAGUGUUGCCAUCGGAUAUAAUGCGGCUUAUAGAAUGGUUGGACGACAAGCAGCUAGCCCUACUUACGCCGUCGUUGCUGGGAGCACAUCCUAACUGUUAUACCUAUUCCAAGAGAUUAGCUGAAUCCAUAGUUGCUAAUGCAUUUGAAACAAUGCCCGUAGUCAUAGCUCGCCCUAGUAUAGUUUGUCCUGCUUUAUCGGAGCCACUUCCUGGGUGGGUGGACAAUCUAAAUGGCCCAGUAGGACUCAUGUUGGGUGCUGGAAAAGGCGCGAUCCGAAGUAUGCUCUGCGAUGGAUCCCUAUUUGCUCAAGUUAUCCCUGUGGAUACGGCGAUUAAUGCAAUCAUAGCGAUUGGUAUGAUUGAAGGACUACGGACGGAGAAGCCAGAUGUAAUACCAAUCUAUAAUAUUAACACUGGACACCAAAAGCCAACCACCUGGGGCGAUGUUUUAAGGAUUGGAAAAGACUACGGCCGAAAGUACCCACUGGCGUGGCCACUCUGGUACCCAAAUGGUGAUAUUACGACAAACUAUGCGUUACACGAGUUCAAAAGGAUAUUCUACCACUUACUUCCUGCGUAUUGCAUAGACUUUUUGCUGUUGAUCACUGGACAAAAACGAUUUAUGCUCCGAGUCCAAGAAAGGAUAAGCCAAGGCCUACAAGUACUACAAUAUUUCACAAUGAGGCCUUGGUCCUUCCCAUGCCCGAAUUUUGAUGCGAUAGAGUCGAAACUUCAUGGCGACGACAAAACAACCUUUAGUACCGAUCUUAGCAAUGUUGAGAAAAAGGAAUAUAUUCAGAAUUGUGUGGAAGGCGGUCGCUUGUAUUGUUUGAAGGAGGAUCCCGCUAAAAUACAUUUGAAUAAAAUGUAUCAAAAUUUCCUCUACGUUUUGGAUUGGAUAGUGAAGAUUCUGUUUUCGUUACUGAUUUUGUCGUUCUUGGCAAAAUGGUUCGAGCCUGUCAAAGAUGUGUUGAGCUUCGGGGAACCUGUAGUAAAACAUGUACCAUUCUUGGGGCCUGCAGUAUUUGAUAAAUAAUCAUAGUGUAAAUAACCAGCAAUUCUAUCCUGUAAAACAGAUUUUCAUAAAUAUACUUAACAAUUAGCUGGGAUUUUAUCAAAUGCACGAUAUUGUUAUUGAGGUUACAGGGUAAGCCUGCAGGUUGGAUGGUUUUUCAGGAUUGCAUCUUUUUCUUUUUUUUUCUUACAAUAAAGUUCACAAAAAAAUUAUGGCUGAUAAGUAAUAUUAUUUUGCCCUAAUUUUUACAAUACUAAUGAAUAGCGCGUCAGAAGUGCAUCUGACUAUUAUUUUUAUUUUUAUUGUUGAUAUUAAUUGAAGCUAUUUUUUUAUUUGUAUAACAAGUUCAGAAUGUUUAUAUAUUAUGUAUGUUCUACGUCUGCGGGAGUAUACAUUUCUACUUUAAUUCUUAAAUCCUUGCCUCGCAUCAUCUUCUAUUUCCACCACUAUAUUAAGCGCGAAGGUGGAAUCCCAUUCCGAAUGUCUUUAUUUUUAUCAAUAUAUAAAAUGUUAGUUACACAGUAAAUCUGUUUAAGACAUUUUAUUAUUAUUACAUUUUAUUUGGUGUACGUGUAUAUGCGGAUUUUACUUUAUUUUAAAAACUACUUUGGACGGUGCUAUUUUUCGUAUUGGUUUGUGGUAAACGCAUAGAAAUAUGCCGUAAGUAUACACAUAGUAAUAAACACAAAAACCUCAUUUAGCUCAUAAAUCUAAAUGUUACAAUUGUAUUACAAUGUUAUUUUAUUACAUAUAUUUUACUUU
Messenger RNA from Pieris napi, 2400 nucleotides. Its product is annotated as putative fatty acyl-CoA reductase CG5065. The record is from RefSeq and is a predicted model, not a curated record. Gene Ontology annotation, biological process: long-chain fatty-acyl-CoA metabolic process. The coding region runs from base 103 to 1659 and encodes 518 amino acids. Gene Ontology annotation, cellular component: peroxisome. NCBI's taxonomy places the organism in Eukaryota, Metazoa, Arthropoda, Insecta, Lepidoptera, Pieridae. Gene Ontology annotation, molecular function: alcohol-forming very long-chain fatty acyl-CoA reductase (NADP+) activity. The transcript is spliced from 8 exons.